GAACUUUUUGUGUAGGUCGGACAACAAUCAAAAUGGCAUAUUUUUCUCCACUGCAACUCUCCUUUCUUCUUUUCUUCACAAUGUCGUUGAUCUGGAUCCAGUUCAAUUUACAGGCAUUGUCUCAAGAGGCGAGCUUCAGCAAUUCAGUCGACUGGAGGGAAUCUGGAGCUGUUUCUAGAGUCUGGGAUGUGGAUCUUCGCAAAAGCUGCAAAGGUGGGUCAUGGGCAUUUGCAGCAGCAGGUGCAGUGGAGAGCCUCAAAGCGAUACAAACCGGAAGGAUGGUGGUGCUCUCACCACAGCAACUGAUCGAUUGCAACAGAUACAACAGCGGAUGCAAUGAGAAGGGUACUGCAGAUCCUUACCAUGCGUUCAACUACAUUCGCCUGCAGGGGAUUACUACUGACUCGAAGUACCCGUAUACGGGCGUUCAAAGUUCCUGCAAGCCAUUCACUAAUGAUGUUUCCAUGUCUCAAAUCGGAACUGUGCCGGGAACGAGUGAUAGUUUCUUGGUAGAGGUCGUGUCAAAGCAGCCGGUGAUUGCUCGAAUUGAUGGUAGUGCUUCUGAAUUUGAUUCAUAUGCUGGAGGCAUAUAUUCAGGCCCCUGCUCUGAUUCGAAGGCCAGCCUUCCUGUACUCAUAGUCGGCUAUGGACGGACACAACAUGGGGUCGAGUAUUGGAUUCUCAAAAACUGGUGGGGUAGGAGCUGGGGAGAAGGAGGUUACAUGAGACUGGAGCGUGGGAAAUGCAAUAUCCUAUCGGACAUAUCGUUCCCUCGUGAUCCCCCGAAAUUCAGCAGUAUUUAAAUCAGUAAUUUAAGUAAUGUAACUUUCUUAAGAAACAUUGCUUUAUUUCAACCGAUCUUUCUCCUCGGCCCUUAAAGCUCUGAGGAGUCAA
Selaginella moellendorffii is the source of this 894-nucleotide messenger RNA. Its product is annotated as ervatamin-B. Gene Ontology annotation, cellular component: lysosome. The transcript has 5 exons. The coding region runs from base 33 to 803 and encodes 256 amino acids. NCBI's taxonomy places the organism in Eukaryota, Viridiplantae, Streptophyta, Lycopodiopsida, Selaginellales, Selaginellaceae. The record is from RefSeq and is a predicted model, not a curated record. Gene Ontology annotation, molecular function: cysteine-type endopeptidase activity.